AUGUAUAAUAAUGCCCAUACUCUGCCGCUAGUUUACACUCAGACAAAACCCAUUCGCCAGCGUAUCUCGCUGCCAUCUGCCCAUCACAGCGAGCAAUCCAUUCAGCCUGACCAGCGCGCCCGUGAACACGAGCACGUGCAUCAAGUUGUGACUCUGGCCGAGCAGGUCAAACGUCCCAGGAAACCAGCGCUCAGGAAUCCUCGCCGCGUACAGCGCCGCGCCGGAGAAGUUGAUAAGCGCCAGGCCGAGAAACGACUCGAGACCCAUCAUGUCCUCCAGCGCCGCGAGGCCGAACCGGGACCAGCCAUGCAAAGCAGGCGCAAAGAGGCUCGAUCCCAGGAAGCAAUACAGGAGAAAGCGCAUCGUGCGAUAGGUAGGCUGCCGAAACGUGGGACGCAGAGUAAAGACGCCGCAGCCAAUGGCCGUGCCGCUGAGGGCGAGAUGGUACAGCACCUGCAGUCGUGGUUGGCAGUAAAAGGCGAAAUGCACGCCAGAGACUCCGGUUCCCCACAUGACGAGAACGAUGCCCAGGUGGUCGAGCUCGUUGCCGAACCGAUGCAUGCCGGCGCUGUGGUCCGCGAAUGUGUGAAACGUGGUGGACAGCACGAAGCAGACCACCACGGAGAGGUAGUACACGCUGACGGCCGCAAUGUCGGAGGCACGCGAGCCAUCUUGGCCGGCAAAGGAGCGCAAAUGAAGAAAGUCGAUCAGCCCUAUGAGGAACUGGGCAGCACCGAUGAGAUGGGACCAGAUAUUGGCUGCAGAUUGGGUCAGUCGACUUGCCGCAGGGAUGCGUGCUUCUCUGCCGAGGACACUGACCUGUCUCAUUGUGCACCUCCAAAAUACUCCUGA
Cordyceps militaris CM01 is the source of this 852-nucleotide messenger RNA. RefSeq lists its product as uncharacterized. The transcript has a single exon. The record is from RefSeq and is a predicted model, not a curated record. NCBI's taxonomy places the organism in Eukaryota, Fungi, Ascomycota, Sordariomycetes, Hypocreales, Cordycipitaceae. The coding region runs from base 1 to 852 and encodes 283 amino acids.